Brassica oleracea var. oleracea is the source of this 1139-nucleotide messenger RNA. Its product is annotated as NADH kinase-like. Gene Ontology annotation, biological process: NAD+ metabolic process; NADP+ biosynthetic process. The transcript is spliced from 5 exons. The coding region runs from base 79 to 1032 and encodes 317 amino acids. The record is from RefSeq and is a predicted model, not a curated record. Lineage: Eukaryota; Viridiplantae; Streptophyta; Magnoliopsida; Brassicales; Brassicaceae. Gene Ontology annotation, molecular function: NAD+ kinase activity.
UAAGAGGGUCCUCCUAUGCCUGAUGCCUCUAUGGAGAUCGUCAUCUUCAUUCUCUCUAUAGAGAUUGAUUGAAGGAGAAUGGCGAUCAGGAAGCUUCUACUUCUAUUGAAACCGGUUGAUCUGUACCCAUUCCUUGAAACAGAUGGUGUCUCGCUCAUCAAAAAUCAUCAGGUUCUUCAGUAUCUAGAGAGCAGGUGCAAAGUACACAGGGAUGCUAUAACCUUUUGUCGGGAGAUACUAAAUAAGAAGCCAGUCGAAUGGAAACCCAUCGCACGUAAUGACUUAUCACAUCCCAUUCGUGAUGUUGAUAUGGUCAUCACCGUUGGUGGAGAUGGCACCCUCUUGCACGCUAGUCAUUUUAUAGACGAUUCUGUUCCUGUUCUUGGAGUCAACUCUGACCCAACACAAGCUCACGAGGUGGAAGAACUAAGUGAUCAGUUUGACGCUAGUAGAAGCACUGGUCAUCUUUGUGCUGCAACAGUUGAGAACUUUGAACAGGUACUAGAUGACAUUUUGUUUGGCAGAGUAGUUCCUUCCAAAGUAUCGAGAAUAUCAGUAAAGUUAAACUCAGAACCUCUUCUUUCACACGCACUUAAUGACAUUCUGAUCGCACACCCAUGCCCUGCCGCUGUUUCAAAGCUCUCGUUCAAGAUAAAGAACAAAGAUGGUGAUACCAAUCCAAAGACAGUGAACUGCCGCUCGAGCGGUCUAAGAGUCUGCACAGCAGCUGGGUCAACUGCAGCAAUGCUGUCAGCAGGUGGGUUCCUGAUGCCUAUGUUGUCUCGUGAUCUACAGUUUAUGGUUAGAGAGCCCAUCUCUCCCGUUCCAACCCUUUCUCAAAUGCAUUCAGCGUUUAAACCGGACCAAUCCUUGGAUGUUAACUGGUAUUCAGACCAUGGAACUAUCUACAUCGACGGUUGUCAGGUUAACUACAACGUGCAGCUCGGCGAUACAAUCGAGAUAUCAUCUGAUGCGCCGGUUUUAAACGUGUUCUUGUCUCAAGGCUUUACUCAGAUCAGAUCAAGGUACUAGAAUGUGUUCAUUAAAGUUAAAAGAGUUGGUGCAUUGAGAGACAGCUUUCAACCCACUUGUCUGUAGAUAGUUAUGGCAAAGGUUCCUUGGACCGAAAGAUUCGUUGA